This is a messenger RNA of Rhinichthys klamathensis goyatoka, 1803 nucleotides long. It is a transcript of the gene f9b, whose product is annotated as coagulation factor IXb. NCBI's taxonomy places the organism in Eukaryota, Metazoa, Chordata, Actinopteri, Cypriniformes, Leuciscidae. Gene Ontology annotation, molecular function: calcium ion binding; serine-type endopeptidase activity. Gene Ontology annotation, cellular component: extracellular region. The transcript has 8 exons. The record is from RefSeq and is a predicted model, not a curated record. Bases 123 to 1622 code for a protein of 499 amino acids. Gene Ontology annotation, biological process: blood coagulation; proteolysis.
ACCGGAUGAGAUAUCUGUUUGCAUGAAGUGCAAACAGAUAUGUCCUGAACUUUGGAACAGAUCAUGAAAGUAUUGUGACUGCUGAGAAAGAUUUCUGCCUAAGGGAAAUCAUCAAAGAGAAAAUGGUGAAGAUUUAUCACAUUAUUUUGAUAUGCACUUUGCUGCUUGAAACAUGGCUGAUGUCUGAAGCUUCAGUGUUUCUGCCGAGGGAGCUGGCGGGGUCUCUUCUGAAGAGACAAAAACGCUUCAACACAGGAUGGGAGGAGGUUAUGAUGAAGGCUAACUUGGAAAGGGAAUGUUUUGAGGAGCGCUGCAGUCUAGAGGAGGUCAGAGAGGUCUUUGAAGACCAGGAGCAAACCAUGAAAUUCUGGAGGAAUUAUAUAGAUGGAGACCAGUGUCAGUCGAAUCCCUGUCAAAAUGGUGGGAAAUGUGAGGAUGGUAUGAGUACAUACACCUGCUGGUGUCUAGCACGCUUUAGUGGGAAGAACUGUGAGUUAGAGAUGGCAAAACAGUGUACUGUAAAUAAUGGAGGCUGCAUGCACUUCUGCACUGUGGAUAAAAUUUAUGGAGCAGUGUGUGACUGUGCCGAGGGUUACAGAUUGGCUCUGGACAGCAGGACAUGUGAACCUACAGGGCAAUACCCAUGUGGACGUCUCAGUAAGAUUAUUGCUGAAACUCUUAACUCAAGAUCCCUUAUCAGUGCUGAGAAUGGAAAUCAAAAUCAAUCCAUCAAUCACGUCAAUACAACCGAACACAAUAUGACAGAGUCCAGUCCUACAGAUGCCCCUAAAGUGAACGGCACCAGCACACUUCAACCUACACUGGACAACAGCUCCUCCUGGGCUUUCUUUCCCCCUCAACCAACUAUCAAAAAUGCAACAAACAAUGAACAUCGCAUUGUAGGAGGCAAUGAGGCAACACCAGGGGAGAUUCCCUGGCAGGUGGUUUUUAUGGCAAAGGUGAAUAAGAAUGUAUUUUGUGGAGGCUCUCUUCUCAGUGAAGAAUGGGUCAUUACAGCUGCCCACUGUGUUGAAGGAAAGGUGGGAUCUUUCUUCAUCAGAGUGGGGGAACAUGACAUCUCAAAGAAGGAGGGGAAAGAGAGUGACCAGGGCAUAGCGGAGUACCAUAUCCAUCCACGUUACAACUCUCAACACGGUUUUUACAAUCAUGACAUCGCCCUGUUAAAGCUCAAGGGACCCGUUAAAUUUUCAGACUACGUCCUGCCCAUCUGCUUGGGCACUAAAGACUUCACAGAGAACCUGCUCAAGAGCGCGCAAAACUCCCUGGUGAGCGGCUGGGGAAAGCUACAGUUCGGGGGCAUCGAAUCCAAAACACUUCAGAAAGUAGAGCUCCCCUACGUGGACCGGACAGAGUGCAAAAGCAGCAGCACUGACACCAUCUCCCGCUUCAUGUUCUGUGCCGGUUACAGUACGGUACACAAGGAUUCCUGUCAGGGAGACAGCGGAGGACCCCAUGCCACCCGCUAUCAGAACACAUGGUUUCUCACGGGCAUCGUCAGCUGGGGUGAAGAGUGCGCCAAAAAGGGAAAGUAUGGCAUCUAUACCCGCAUCUCAAAAUAUAUGUACUGGAUAAGCAACAUUACUGGGAUCAGAACAGGAUAAAUGUCCAAUAUUGGUCAACAGAGUUUGAAUUAGAUGAGGCCAUUUUCCAGGUUUGUUUUGAAGAAAAAUACACGUUGAAAUGAUUUAGAGCUCACAGUCAUUUCUGUACAGAUAAUAUUUACUAGUCAUCAUUCAACAAACAUACUGUAACAAUCAAGAAAAUAUAUAGUUUACCAUCUUA